AUGGAAUCCCAGGGAAUCAUAGAAAAAGUUACCACUGCCCCUAGCUGGAUUAGCGGCAUGUCGGCUGUGGCAAAGGGGAGUAACGAUUUUCGUCUCGUGGUAAACAUGCGCGCCCCCAAUCGAGCGAUUAACCGCGAAUACUUCAGAUUGCCCUUACUCGAUGAAAUGAAGGUCAAGCUUCACGGUGCGAAAUAUUUCACGAAGCUUGACCUGCAAAACGCAUUUUAUCACUUAGAGCUGUGCGAGAAAUCCCGGGAUCUGACCACUUUUUUGACGGAAGACGGAAUGUACAGGUUCACUAGACUCAUGUUUGGUGUAAACUGUGCACCAGAAGUUUUCCAACGAGAGAUGACAAGAAUCUUAAAAGACGUUAGCGAUAAUGUUAUCGUUUAUAUAGACGAUUUCCUGAUUUUUGCAGACACAUUACAAGGGCUACGAACAAAUGUCGCGAAGGUCUUACAAAUUUUGAGAACAAACAACUUGACACUGAACACAGCAAAGUGUGAGUUCGACAAAACCAAAGUGCAGUUCAUCGGCCACGAGCUAGAUGAACAUGGUUUUCACAUUGAUAAUGCGAAGAUCAAGAGCGUCCGAGCCUUCAGAGAACCUUCAACAUUAUCAGAGCUUCGUAGCUUUCUUGGGCUGGCGUCUUAUCUUAGCCCAUACCUGAAAAAUUUUGCCGACAUCUCUGGCCCAUUAUGGGCUGCUACAACAUCCAAGUCAUGGUUCUGGGGUCCCGAGCAGAAAAAGGCAUUCGAAUUGAUUAAACAGCAUAUCAUCAAGUGCACGAUCUCGCUAGGAUAUUUUUCUGAACUCGAUAAAACUGUGCUCUACACGGAUGCUUCACCUAUAGCUCUAGGAGCCGUGCUUGUGCAGGAAGCAGCAAAUCAAGCACCGCGCAUAAUCAGCUUUGCUUCCAAAUCGUUGACCCCCACAGAGCGAAAAUACGCACAGAACCAGCGGGAAGCCCUAGGAGCGGUGUGGGCGGUGGAACAUUUUUCCUACUUCCUGCUCGGUAGACAUUUCACCCUCCGCACCGAUGCACAGGGGCUAGCAUUUAUUCUUAAUCGUUCAAGAGAAGAUUCGAAGAGGGCAUUAACUCGUGCCGAUGGGUGGGCGCUAAGGUUGAGCCCAUACCGGUACGACAUCGAGUACGUUCGUGGCAUGGAGAACAUUGCCGACCCACCUUCAAGGCUCUAUAGUGGGGAAGAUGCCCCGUUCGACGAAGAAGAAAGUCCAUGGGAAAUCGCAGCCCUCGAAGCGAAUUCCAUUGAAUUCCUUACAGAGACUGAGAUUAAAAACGCUACAGAUCAAGACGACAUGCUACAGCGAGUGAUAAAGGCAUUGGAGACUGGUAUCUGGACCAAAGAUUUACAAAGGUACAACACGGUUGAAAAGGACCUAACUGUUAAGGAUGGGAUUGUCAUCAAAACUGGAUGUGCGGUCAUCCCAAAAACACUUCAAGCACAUGCUUUACAAGUAGCACAUGAGGGCCAUCCUUCAACGGCCAAAAUGAAGAGUAUCAUGCGACAGCGUGUGUGGUGGCCUGGUAUGCCGAAAGAUGUGACAAGCUGGGUAGAGACAUGUAGAACAUGUUGUGUAAAUGGGAAACCGGAGAGGACAACACCGAUGGAAAGAGUGCUUAUUCCGAAGGCUGCUUGGGACACCGUGGCUUUAGACUUUAACGGACCCUAUGUAAAGUUUGGAGGAGUCCUCAUCCUAGUAAUAGUGGACUACAAGUCCCGUUACCUUAUUGCCAGACCUGUGAAAUCGACGAAAUUUGAGUGCACAAAACGAGUCCUUGAUGAUAUUUUCCAAAAAGAAGGUUUUCCGAAAACCAUCAAAACAGACAACGGUCCCCCGUUCAACGGUCAGGAGUUUGCCGAAUAUUGUAAACGGCGAGGUAUCACCAUGAUUUUUUCAACGCCUCUAUUUCCGCAACAGAAUGGAUUAGCGGAAAGUUAUAUGAAAUUAAUAAACAAAACUAUGGCGGUGGCCAUCGCAAACAACACAAACUACAUCGAAGAACUUAGAAAGGCAACAAACGCCCAUAACGCAGCCGCCCAUAGUAUCACCAAAGUUCCACCGGAGGAAAUAAUGUACGGGCGUAAAAUCAAACGAGGUUUGCCAUUACUCCAGCACGGCGUAUCUAACUACGAUGAAGCACUUCUGCAACACAGAGAUCGCGAAGCCAAGCUGGCGGGAAAACAACGCGAGGAUAUCCGUCGUGGAGCGCGCCCUUGCAGAGUUAAACCGGGAGACGAAGUUCUCAUCGAGCGCCAUAAUCGCUUGAAAGGCGAUUCCCGUUUUUCGCCGACCAGGUACGUGGUAACAGAAGAACGGAAUGGUAGUCUCGUUCUCACGGACCAAGAGGGAAAAACAUACAAACGCCACGUAUCUCAGACGAGAAAAGUUAAACCAUGGCGCGACUCACGAAACGACAUAAAAACACCUGGCUUGGAGUCACAAGAGCCGCUUUCGAACACACCAGAGCAAGCGCCAGAGCGACCAUCGCGUCAAAAGCGGACACCGGCAUUCUUAAAUGAUUACAUCAGAACUGUUAACAAUUAG
Molecule: messenger RNA, 2571 nt
Organism: Armigeres subalbatus
Lineage: Eukaryota; Metazoa; Arthropoda; Insecta; Diptera; Culicidae
Exons: 1
Coding region: 1-2571 (856 amino acids)
Biological process (GO): DNA integration
Molecular function (GO): nucleic acid binding
Source: RefSeq, a predicted model, not a curated record